Molecule: messenger RNA, 1230 nt
Organism: Cottoperca gobio
Lineage: Eukaryota; Metazoa; Chordata; Actinopteri; Perciformes; Bovichtidae
Product: immunoglobulin delta heavy chain-like
Exons: 8
Coding region: 104-1012 (302 amino acids)
Source: RefSeq, a predicted model, not a curated record
GAGGCACAGCACGUGGCAUGAAGCUUUAAGAGAAUAAAGUGAUGAACUAACAGACCUUCCCUCUUCACCCCGAGCCUCAUCUUCCUCACAUUAGAGCCUGAAGAUGUUUUCACCCGUGCACACAUUUGGUUCUCUCUUCAUCUGGUUCUCAUGUCAGGUGAGCGCAGUUAUAUUUCAACAAUCUCCUCCCCAGAUCGUGAAGGACAGCACUGAGGUCCAGAUUAACUGCAGUCAUGACGAUACUUCCCUCUCAAUAAUGCUCUGGUAUGAGCACAGAACGGUCCAGGACAGUCUGUCUAUGACACUCAUUGGGUCUGGAUAUGACACCAGCGCCCCAAACUAUGAGGGUCAGUUUGAACAACAAUUCAAGCUGACAAGAGAAGACGCAGUGAGAGGAUCUCUGAUUAUACGCAAAGCAAACCCUUCACAGUCGGCUGUUUAUUUCUGCGCUGCCACAGCCAACAACAACCAGCCUGCUUACUUCGGCCAAGGAACCAAACUGACAGUUUUAGGUAAAGAAGACGGUCUUAAUAUCACCCCACCAACAGUGCAAGUGCUUCGACCUUCAUCAAAGGAGUGUGGAAACGACGAUGCACCGAAGAAGACCAUCGUGUGUGUGGCCAGCGGAUUCUACCCAGACCACGUCAGUGUAUCCUGGCAGGUCGACGGGGAGGCCGUCACCACUGGUGUGGCCACAGACAACGCUGCCCUGCGGGAAGACGACUUUUACAAAAUCACCAGCAGGCUGAGGGUCUCCACCAAAAACUGGUUCAAUCCUGAAACAGUAUUCACCUGCACCGUCAGCUUCUACAAUGGGACACACACUGAAACGUAUUCUGACUCUCUUCAUGGGGAAGAAGGAGGAGGCAUGACGAGAGAGAAAUAUUUGAGGAGCACACAGACUGCCAAACUCUCCUACGGUGUUUUCAUCAUCAAGAGCAGCAUCUAUGGAGCCUGUGUAGCGUUUCUGGUGUGGAAGCUGCAGAGAUCAGCUGGGAAGCAGAACCACUGAGAGCUGAGAGCUGAACAAUAGAUGUUGGACCUCAAUAAUGUUGGUUUCUGGAAAAUGUUACAUAUUCACAACAGCUAAAAUAGAUUUCCAGUUUUAUGCAUAUUCUUGCUGAAGCUAAUUAGCAAAUACUUUGCAUCACAUCUUUAAAAUACUUAUAAUUGAUUUUGUAUCGCUUGUUUGCUAAAUUUCCUUUUCAAUAAAGUGUUAAAAGAUCUCAA